CGGGCGGCCCGCGCCCUGCGCGACCUGCUGCCCAGCGCCCCCGCCGCCCGCCUGCUCCUUAUCAACAACGCCGGCUCGCUGGGAGACGUCUCCAAAGCCUUCGUGGAUCUCGCCGACCCCGAUGAGGUCAACAGCUACUUGGCCUUCAACGUCACCUCGGCGCUGUGUCUCACCUCCGCCGCCCUGCGCGCGUUUGGGCAGCGCCCCGGUGCCCGCCGCGCCGUCGUGAACGUCUCCUCGCUGUGCGCCGUGAAGCCCUUCAGGACGUGGGCGCUCUACUGCGGCGGCAAGGCCGCCCGCGACAUGAUCUUCCAGGUGCUGGCGCUCGAGGAGCCCGACGUCCGCGUGCUCAACUACGCGCCAGGUCCUCUGGACACAGACAUGCAGCUCUUGGCCCGGACUAAAACCGGGGACGCUGAGAUGCGUGAGUAUUUCCAGGGCCUCCACGAGCGCGGGCAGCUCAUAGACUGCGACGUUUCCGCUCGGAAGCUGCUGCGGCUCCUGGAAGAGGACACCUUCCCCUCCGGCGCCCACGUGGAUUUCUACGACGUCUGAGC
Molecule: messenger RNA, 557 nt
Organism: Tinamus guttatus (white-throated tinamou)
Lineage: Eukaryota; Metazoa; Chordata; Aves; Tinamiformes; Tinamidae
Gene: SPR
Product: sepiapterin reductase
Biological process (GO): tetrahydrobiopterin biosynthetic process
Molecular function (GO): sepiapterin reductase (NADP+) activity
Source: RefSeq, a predicted model, not a curated record